Molecule: messenger RNA, 809 nt
Organism: Leptidea sinapis
Lineage: Eukaryota; Metazoa; Arthropoda; Insecta; Lepidoptera; Pieridae
Gene: RpL13
Product: 60S ribosomal protein L13
Exons: 5
Coding region: 121-783 (220 amino acids)
Biological process (GO): translation
Cellular component (GO): cytosolic large ribosomal subunit; ribosome
Molecular function (GO): RNA binding; structural constituent of ribosome
Source: RefSeq, a predicted model, not a curated record
UUCAUAAUUGACUGUUGACAAUUGACAUUGACAUUUAUGUUUUGAUGUCACUUCGUGAUUAUUGUUUUCUCUUUUUAGUUGAACCCUCAUUUGCCGUGGUAAAGUGGGGUUAUUUCGAAAAUGGGGAAAGGAAAUAAUAUGAUUCCAAAUGGCCAUUUCCAUAAGGAUUGGCAAAGAUUUGUUAAGACUUGGUUCAACCAGCCGGCAAGAAGACAACGUAGAAAGCAGAACCGCAUUAAGAAAGCCAAGGCUAUUGCUCCUCGUCCAUCAGCCGGCCCUCUUCGUCCAAUUGUGAGAUGUCCUACUGUUCGUUAUCACACUAAAGUCCGUGCUGGAAGAGGAUUUACACUCAGGGAGAUCAGGGCUGCAGGACUUAACCCUGCUUUUGCUAGGACAAUCGGUGUCUCUGUUGAUUCACGUCGCCGAAACAAAUCCGUUGAAUCAUUGCAAAUAAAUGUUCAGAGAUUGAAAGAAUAUCGUGCACGUCUUAUAUUGUUCCCCAAGGGCAAGAAGGUGCUGAAGGGAGAGGCAAAUGAGGAAGAGCGUAAACUAGCCAAACAGUUGCGUGGUCCACUCAUGCCUGUUCACCAACCUGCUCCUAAAUCUGUGGCUAGAGUGAUUACUGAAGAAGAAAAGAACUUCAAGGCCUACCAGUACCUCAGAGGAGCACGCUCAAUAGCGAAACUUGUGGGAAUAAGAGCCAAGCGAUUGAAGGAUGCAGCUGAGAAUCCAGAUGAUGUGACAAAAGCACCCGCUGCGAAAGAACCUAAGAGUAAGAAGUAAUUAAUAAAAUGAAAUUACAUCAACAA